Penicillium alfredii is the source of this 2046-nucleotide messenger RNA. RefSeq names its product WASP family protein. Lineage: Eukaryota; Fungi; Ascomycota; Eurotiomycetes; Eurotiales; Aspergillaceae. The transcript has 3 exons. Bases 1 to 2046 code for a protein of 681 amino acids. Gene Ontology annotation, molecular function: actin binding. The record is from RefSeq and is a predicted model, not a curated record.
AUGCCCUCUAUCCUCAGUGAUACCGACAAGGAAACCGUCAAGAGAAACGUACCGAAACCCGCCAACAAGAUCCUCGCUGUAGCUGUCGCGCGACUCUACGUCGCCUACCCGGAUCCCCAAAGAUGGACAUACACCGGUAUGCAGGGAGCAGCAGUGCUUUGCAAUGAUUUGGUGGGACGGACCUUCUGGUUGAAAAUGGUCGACGUCUCGCCCGCUGGAAAGGGUGUGAUCUGGGACCAAGAGAUCUACGACAAAUUUGCUUACAACCAGGAUCGGACUUUCUUCCACACCUUCGAACUCGAGGACUGUCCCGCCGGCCUGUCCUUUGUCGAUGAGAAGGAGGCCAAAACAUUCAUCAAGAAAAUGCAAGAGCGUGAGAAAAAUGCGAGCAAAGAGACCAGCAAGACUCCAUUUGCCUCUACGCGGGGACAGGGCCCUGCACCGGUUGCCAACGGAAAGGGCCCAGGGAGGUCUUUGUUUGGUAGCUUGUUGCAUCGAUCGAGUCCGGCUACGAGCACGGCACCACCGCCCGCGCCUGCGCCAUCAAUCCAGGUCGCACCUCCACCCCCGGCACAGCCCGCGAGUGCGCCAGCCGCCAAGGCAGAUUUGCCGUUUGACACGAGUGAUCCGUCGUGGAAGGGCCUGCUAGAUGAGCUGAUGCAAAUGGGGAUCACAGAAGACCAAAUCGCGGAGAAUUCAGAUUUUAUCAAGGCUUGGAUCGACCAGAAGCAAGCGGCAGCCCAACCUACUCCCGCUGAGGAUCAGCGCAAGCCCAAGGCUCCACCUCCACCACCUCCCGCGCCGCUCGCCCCUAAGGCGAACGCAAUUAGCCCGCAAGGGACAGGGACGAGCACUGGAAGCCGACGCGGCCCUCCUCCGCCUCCCCCGUCACGAAAAACCCGCGCCGAUGCUCCUGAGGAAACGGCCUCUCCGCCGCCUCGCGAACCCUCCCCGCCCCCUCUGCCCGGCCCAAGAUUUCAUGCGCCCCCUCCGAUUGCAGACGCUGGGAAAUUUGCUGAACCGGCCGGCCCUGCGCCUCCGAGACGACCCCGGGCCAUUUCAGGCGCUAAUGCUGGUCCUCCGCCGCCGCCACGACCCCCGAAAACGCCGAUGGAAGACUCCCAAUCUCGAUUUGGAGUGCCUCCGCCUUUCUCGGGCGACCGCAAGGCGUCUGCUCCGCCCGCGCCGCCCAGCCGUAACCCGGCACCCCCGGGGCCUCCGCCUCCGCCUCCACGUGCUGUGAGCCCAGCAUCACCGCCCCAGCUGCCUCCUAAAGUCCCCACAGCCACUCCAGCUACAGCUCCACCCCCUCCACCUGCCAGAGGACCUGCUUCACCUCCGCCCGCACCAGCACCUCGGCCUGUACCAUCGGCACCGUCUGCCCCGGCAGCUCCUCCGCCACCCCCGCGAGGACCUGCUUCGCCUCCUCCAGCUCCGCCAUCUGCAACCACGUCUUCCCCGAAUGUUCCUCCGCCGCCGCCGCCCUCGACGAGCUCUGCAGCUCCUGGAGGACCUCCACCUCCCCCACCAGGACGUUCUGGUCCCUCUAUUCCGCCACCUCCCCCGCCAGCGACAGGCUCUCCAGCCCCAGGAGGGCCGCCGCCUCCCCCACCACCACCGGGACGUUCUGGUCCUUCCAUCCCACCACCUCCCCCGCCUGCUGCGGGAACGGGGCCACCUGCAGGAGCUCCGCCGCCACCGCCGCCGCCUGCGGCAUCCGGAGGUGGUGGGGCACCACCUCCACCCCCGGCCCCGGCUGGUGGAGCGGCUCCCCCGCUGCCAAAAAGCACGGGUGGACGAGACGAUCUCAUGGCAUCUAUCCGAGCCUCGGGUGGUGGUGGCUUGCGCAAGGUCAAAGACAGCGAAAAGAAGGACCGAAGCGCUGCCAUGGUGCCCGGAGGUGCCAACGAGUCAUCUGCCGCAGCCUCUAGCACAGGAGGAGCUCCGCAGGGCGGUUUGGCUGGUGCAUUGCAAGAUGCUCUCAAGCAAAGAAAACAGAGGGUCAGCGGAAGCGAUGACGAGAAAGAUGACGACGACGAUUGGUGA